Molecule: messenger RNA, 1011 nt
Organism: Agrilus planipennis (emerald ash borer)
Lineage: Eukaryota; Metazoa; Arthropoda; Insecta; Coleoptera; Buprestidae
Product: E3 ubiquitin-protein ligase SINAT5-like
Exons: 2
Coding region: 199-1011 (270 amino acids)
Biological process (GO): multicellular organism development; proteasome-mediated ubiquitin-dependent protein catabolic process
Cellular component (GO): cytoplasm
Molecular function (GO): ubiquitin protein ligase activity; zinc ion binding; ubiquitin conjugating enzyme binding
Source: RefSeq, a predicted model, not a curated record
AGAAGGUACUUCACCUCAUCAUAAAAUGACACUAUUAUUGUUCAGUUAGUUUCUGUUAUACGUAGAAGUAUCAUAAGGGGCGAUUUUGUUCCACGAAGCAGUUUAGUUUGUGUAAUUCUGUGUAAAGUACGUUCAGAUUCCAGUUUAUUAUAUUAAGGAUAUUGUUAGUGAAGGUUGUUAAUUAUUGGAUAUUGGAAUAUGGCCUGUCUGAGCAAUGAAUUGUUGGUAGAACUGGAGUGUCCAGUAUGUACGGAAUUCAUGUGUCCGCCCAUACGCCAAUGUGUCACGGGUCACAGUUUCUGCGACAGUUGUUACCAUAAACUCAAGGAUUGUCCAACGUGUCGCAAACCUAAAGGAAUUGCCAGAAGUUUUGCUCUGGAGAAACUGUAUUCAAAAUUAAAUAUUCCUUGUAGAAACAGAUUUGACGGGUGUAAGUUUGUGGAUGUAGGAAGGAAGAUAAAGGACCAUGAAGAGUUUUGUUACUACGGCGAAAAAGAAUGUCCCCUGCAAAGGAUUAACAAUUGCCAGUGGUUUGGGAAAAUGACAAGCAUGAUUGACCAUUGCAAAGACAAACAUUCAAGUAAUGUUUUUGUUGCCAAUAAACAAAAACUGACCUGCACUAAUUUUUACAAUUGCAAUUCUGCAAAGGCGUGCUAUUACAUUCUGUUCGAGGCUUACGACGAACUUUUCAAAUGCUGCUGGGAAAUUGACGUAAAUGGUCUUAUGAAAUGGUGCGUGUACUAUCUUGGAUUACCUAGAAAUGCUCGCAAUUAUUAUUACGAAAUCGAAAUUAUGGAUCAAGACCCAAACAAGUCACCUACUAACAAUAUAGUUGUUCGCAGCCCAUGCAAACCUUAUCCUGUAGAUAAUGUUUUUAAUUAUAACAAUUGUACAUUGAUGCAUUACGACAUGGUUUCUCAGUAUUGCAAAGACGGCGAAUUGAUGUACGAAGUUAGGAUUAUUGUUGAUGGAAUCUACAAGCUAUUCAAUCUUGGUUUCGAUAUGUUAUAA